Messenger RNA from Drosophila santomea, 860 nucleotides. RefSeq names its product protein new-glue 1-like. Lineage: Eukaryota; Metazoa; Arthropoda; Insecta; Diptera; Drosophilidae. The transcript has a single exon. The record is from RefSeq and is a predicted model, not a curated record. Bases 225 to 605 code for a protein of 126 amino acids.
UUUAUUUUGUAUGAAAGGCCUACAAAAAUUGGUUAUAACAUUUGUAUAAAUAACCUAGAUCCAACAAAAUUUUGAAAAUGAUGUGAUCAAUAGCGACUUAACCCCAGAAAUAAACUAUUUGCUUCGCAAACAAAGAAUACAUCUUUUCUUAAAUUGACUAUAAAUACUAUGGAUUCAGCUAGGCAAAAGCACAAUAGUCCCAACACCUGAAGAAUCCACUAAAGAUGCGCUCGCAGAUUGUUAUCUUCCUUGCCAUUGUGGCCUUUGUUUCGACUUCCUGGGCCGCUGAUCCUGCCACCGAUCCGGCUACUGAUCCUGCCACCGAUCCUGCCACGCCCUCUACCCCUACACCCACGACACCCACCUCCCCCACCACUCCCACUUCGCCGUCGGCAUCUGGAAGCAGCACCACCGCAGCCACCACCGUGACUGCAACCACCGUGGCUCCCACAACUGUGGCUCCCACCACCAAGGCAUCAAGUAAGAAGAAGGCCACGGUUGUCCACUACGAGAGGAAAACCAAAAGGCCAAAGAAGCGCCACACGAUCCGCAGCUCACGCGGAGGCAAUGGCAGCAACCGCAAGAAAGGAUCCCGACGAAACUAGAGUAAAAACCCAAUUUCGAAUAACCCAGACAUAACAGAUUUGGCCAGACAACUCCCGACCUUUAUUCCCGUGUUUUUCUCUUACUAUUAUUCUUAUUUUUAUAUUACCCGCAAGAUUAAAUAGCCAUAUAUGAUGAUAACCAUAUGUCGUUGGAUGAUUUUUGAAACACGUUUCGCUCAAGCAAACAAUUUGCGAUUGAAAGUUCGAUGUUGUUUAAACAACCAAUGAACCAUAUUUUUGAUGAGCGCUAUAUUG